GGGCGGGCGGGGUGGCGUCGGCCGCCCCCUCGGCCUCUGCGCACUCGGCCGCCAGCAUGAGCCAGCUCGGGACGGUGUACGCCACCAAGCGGCGACGAAGAAACGGCAAGAGUUUAAAACCACCACCCAAAGAUGGCGUUACGAAAAGCAACCCCAGCAAACGGCACCGCGAAAGACUGAACGCCGAGCUGGACACCUUAGCCAACCUCCUACCAUUCGAACAAAAUAUUCUAUCAAAAUUGGACCGGCUAUCAAUUCUACGGCUAUCCGUCUCCUACCUCCGAACAAAGAGUUAUUUUCAAGUUACUAUGCACAAAGACAAGGAAGAUCCCCACUACAGAAGUCGAGGGGAAUUAACGGCGUACGACCACACCCCUCUGGACGGUGAUAUGUUCCUGCAGGCGUUAAACGGCUUCCUCCUCAUUCUCACCUGCGAGGGAGAAGUGUUCUUCGCCACCCACAGCAUUGAAAGUUACCUCGGCUUCCACCAGUCGGACAUUGUCCACCAGAGCGUGUACGAGCUGGUGCACUCGGAGGACCGCGAGGAGCUGCAGCGGCAACUGCUGUGGAACUCGUUCCUGCCCCCGGAGUCUUCGGGCGUGAGCCUCACGGAGGCGCUGCAGCCCGACAACUCCCACCUCCUGGAGCGCUCCUUCACCGUGCGCUUCCGAUGCCUGCUCGACAACACCUCGGGCUUCCUCAGACUGGACAUCCGCGGCCGGGUCAAGGUCCUCCACGGCCAGAACCGCAAGACGGAGGAGCCGCCCCUGGCACUGUUCGCGCUCUGCACGCCGUUCGGGCCGCCUUCGCUGCUCGAGGUGCCGCAGAAGGAAGUCAUGUUCAAGAGCAAGCACAAGCUCGACCUCACCCUAGUCUCCAUGGACCAACGUGGCAAGAUGCUCCUCGGCUACUCCGACUCGGAGCUGGCCAACAUGGGCGGCUACGACAUGGUGCACUACGACGACCUCGCCUACGUCGCUAGCGCACACCAAGAAUUGUUAAAAACGGGUGCCUCGGGGAUGAUCGCGUACCGAGUGCAGGGCAAGGACGCGACCUGGCAGUGGUUGCAGACCUCGUCGCGGCUAGUCUACAAGAACUCCAAGCCCGACUUCGUCAUCAGCACGCACCGGCCCCUCAUGGAGGAGGAGGGCCGCGACCUGCUGGGCAAGCGGACGAUGGACUUCAAGGUGUCGUACUUGGACGCGGGGCUCAACAGCAACUACUUCACCGACUCGGACCAGCUGGUGGGGCUGUCGCCGGGCGGCUCGGGCAGCUCGCCGGCGUCGUCGUCCUCCACGACGCCCACCCAGAGGGUGUCGCGGCGCUACAAGACGCAGCUCCGGGACUUCCUGUCGACGUGCCGCACCAAGCGCAAGCUGUCCACCAACGCGGCCAACGCGGCCGGCGGCGGCACCGGCCAGGUGACGGGCUCCGUGGACUACGUGGACUCGACCGCCGCCGCCGUCGCCGCCGCCGCCGCCUACUCCAACCUGAACCCGCUGUACUCGACGGCCUACCCGACGACGGGGGCCACGGACAACGGGCUGUCGUACAUGAGCCACUCCAACUACCAGCCGCUCUACGACAACCACAACCUGUUCCAGUACCGGGCGCUGGGCCCGUACUACCCGGCCGUGCCCGAGUACCACUCGUCGUCGCCGUACGCCGUGUCCAACGGCUUCUCCGUGAGCCUGCCCACGGUGCCCACGUACGCCGACCACCCCCAGCUGCCAACGCGCGUGCCGUCCGUGGGCCCCGUGGGUCCCGGCGUGGACUGCGACAAGCUGUACGACCACCACGACGCGCGCGCCUUCUCCAAGUGCCUGGACCUGGACCCGUCGCGGACUUACGACUCGUCGCGCCUGUACGCCAGCACCGUCCCCGUCCCCGUGAGCGGGGGCUCCUCCGCCCUGCAGGACCAGCCGCCGCCCAAGAAGGUGGUCGUCAAGGAGUCCCACUCGACGGGGCCCUCGCCGUCACCGGGGCCGUCCCCCGCGACGCACGUCAACGGCGUGGUCACGCCCAAGAUGGAGUCGUCGGACCUCAAGCCGGAGGCCAGCAGUCCCUACCGACAGACAGUUCUCAUGUGGGGCUCCGCGCCCGCCCCCGCGUCCCCCUCGCCCCACUCCAACAGCCCCGUCGGCAGCCAAGGCGCGUCGGCACCCAACGGCGGCACCCCGGGCAACCCGCUCAAGUCCCUGGCCGAGAUGAACAGUGCGCCGGUGCCUUCCCUGCCUUCCCCGCCGCUGCCUCCACAAAGCACCCCCUCGUCCCCCCUCGCCCUCAAGGCGUACCAGUACAGCGGGUACGCCGGGGACAGUGCGGGAGUGGUGGGCGCUGGCGAGGUAUGGCACCACGCACAAUACUACCACCCCUACCAACACCACAACCCCCACCCACCCCCAAGCGACACCUCCGCCUACCCGCAGAUAAGCCGGCCGGGAGUCCUCUGCUGUCCAUCUCUGAGGUGACCAACACCUUGCUCAACCAGUAGCCCCGAAUGGCCUCUCGGCCCGUGAAGGCAGAGGACGGGGUGCAGCCCCGACGCCGCGACGCCGCGACGCCGCGACGCCGCGACGACGCCCUGUCCUCCAUCGUCCAGGCCGAGGCCCAGGCCGAGACCCAGGCCCAAGCCGCCCUCUCUGGCGCUGGGGCUGAGCUGUGACGGAGCCGCACCGAGUGUCACCAGCCCUCCCCUAAUUAUUUUUUAUUACUACUUCGUCUUCUUCCUCUUAAUGAUUGUUUUUAUAUUAAAUAGGUAAUAUAAUUUAAUGUUAAAGUAAUCCAUAUGUGCAAUGUCGCGAAUCGUCCUAGUUACCAAUACGUCAGGAGCAACCACGGUGGUUUAAGCCCCAAGGCCGGGCUUAAGCGCUCUCCGCGGACACCGUGGGCAAGCCUCGGCAAGCCUGCGACGGGGUGGAGGGGGAAGGCCUGGGAACGGGGACAGGCGGACACGGCCGCACCAGCAGAAUGACUCCUGCUCUCUCUCUCUCUUGCACAUGCGGCGUUCCGCAUCGGUGCGAGAGAGACAGACCGACGGCCGCACUGCGCGGGAUCGCUCCUCAGCACCCGCAGUGGCGUGGCAGAGGAGCAGGGGUGGCUUGCCCAUCUCCAGCGAGCUAGGCAAGAAGACUUGUUUGUGUCUUCGCCACUGCCGUCGCGCUGCGGUGGCGGAUCCAGAGGGGGGCAAAGUAGCACAUUUUGCUUUCUUACAGGGCAAAGUGUUGGUUUUGUCUACCUUUCAGGCGGCUGUCUAUUGGCCAAAGGGGGCGGCAAUUGUCCUGCCGGCCGCCACUCCCGCCCUCUCUGGAUCCGCGCCUGUCGCGCUCAACUGCUGGCCGGCCUGUUGGUGGCGCUGUUCCCCGGGAGGCUUCUCGAUCCACCCCGACGCUGCAUAGUGAAUAAUGAGUAAUGAAUGUCCGAACGCGGACCGAGUAUUUUCUGUUCCUUCGGCCUGCGGCAAGGCCUGCGGCCCGCGGCCUGUGCGGGGGCCAGUCGAGCGCUAGUCACUACUCCACGCACGCUCGGCGAGGACGCCCCCGCCGUCGCCCCCCAGACGUCGCCCCGACGCUCUGCAGCCCUGGUUUCCUGGACCCGCUGCCCUCGGAGCACCCCUGAGUCCGGAGCGACUGGGAGGGGAGGCGGAUCUUGGUGCCUUCGGGCGGAGAAGCGCGUCGAAAACAUUCCGGAGUUCGCCGUCCAUCCCCGCGUUCCCGAGGGAAGUCUAGGCACUAGACAGUGCAGACAGUCUGGGCAGUCUAUGCUGCAGCUUAGGCAGCAGCUUAGGCUGUCAAGGCAGUCCAGACAGCCUAGGCCGUCCCGGCAGCCAGGGGUGUGUGGACGGGCGGACGGACCGGACCGCAAGUGGCGCGGGUGCUCAAAGUACAGUCCUCCGUGGUUAGUACGCACUGCAGCCGCCAUUUCUGGGUAAAACUUUGUCUGCCAAAUCCACUGAGUUGAGCAACAGACUGACAGGGCCAUGACAUGAAAGAACAACGUAAAUAUCUCCAAAAUUAUGUUUUGUUUUACUGGUCAAUCUACUGUCUUCAAGUCCUCGAGUUCGUAAAUUUUUUUGUGCCCAGGGCGAAUUUAGAGCAUAGAUAUGAGAGAAUGUGUGUGUUUUAAUCUGCUGUGAAUUGGUUGCAACCCUCCUUGUUUUUUUGUUGUUUUUUCUUUGUACCUAUUUAAUAAGGAUUCCAUAAGUCGGAAAGUAUUACAACCUUUUAUUGCUAUGGUUCAUUAUUGUUUUUUUCUGUGAUAUGUCAAAAGUAUGAAUUAUAUUGAUAGACACAUUUAUUUAAUGCCUGUACAGUAUACAUAAUUUGUUGUCGUGUUCCUUGGUGUUGAAUUUCUUCCGAUAAACUAUAGUUGAUGCUUAUGA
Molecule: messenger RNA, 4381 nt
Organism: Thrips palmi
Lineage: Eukaryota; Metazoa; Arthropoda; Insecta; Thysanoptera; Thripidae
Gene: ss
Product: aryl hydrocarbon receptor protein 1
Exons: 12
Coding region: 57-2471 (804 amino acids)
Biological process (GO): regulation of transcription by RNA polymerase II
Cellular component (GO): nucleus; aryl hydrocarbon receptor complex
Molecular function (GO): nuclear receptor activity; transcription cis-regulatory region binding; protein dimerization activity
Source: RefSeq, a predicted model, not a curated record